Adineta ricciae is the source of this 1476-nucleotide messenger RNA. The record is from the annotation of a GenBank genome assembly. NCBI's taxonomy places the organism in Eukaryota, Metazoa, Rotifera, Eurotatoria, Adinetida, Adinetidae.
AUGACAGAUCAAUCAAAUCGAUUUAUCGUUGAAGAUGCUCUUGAUGAUGAUAAUAGUGUGGUUAGAUUGUCAUCGGAAACAAUGGAAAAGUUACAAUUAUUUUGCGGUGAUGCUGCGAAAUUCAAAGGAAGAAAACGACGACAAACAGUUUCAUUGGUAUUAUCGGACGAUUCAUGCCAACACGAUCGUAUACGAAUGAAUAAAGUCAUGCAGCAUAAUCUACGAGUUCAAUCAGGUGAUAUUGUUACAUUUCAAGAAUGUCAACAUGUUAAUUAUGGUAAACGUGUUUAUAUUUUGCCAUAUGCUGAUCUUCUAAGUGAUAUUACUGAUGAUAUGUUAAACGAGCAUUUACAAUCUUAUUUUCGUGAUGCUUAUCGACCAGUUUACAUUGGCGAUACAUUCAAUCGUCAAAUAGGAACGAAUACAGUAGAAUUUAAAGUUAUAGAAACAGAUCCAAAUCCGUACUGUAUCGUCGCACCAGAAACAGUCAUUGACUACAAAGGUGAACCAAUCAGUCGAAUCGAAGAACAAUACUCCAGCAAUGAAGUUGAUUUUCUUGAUGUUGCUGGUUAUGACGAUAUCAAAAAGUGUUUACAAGAAAGUGUUCAGGGGAUUUUAAACUUUCAAAAUACCAACCACAAAUUUCUUACAUUCGGUCUACGAUUUCCAACGGGUAUUCUUCUAUAUGGCCCACCUGGCUGUGGUAAAACAAUGUUAGCCAAAGCACUUGCUAAUGAAUGUGAUAUAAACUUGUUGGUGCUCAAAGGGCUUGAGUUAGUUGCUACGCGAUGGGAUACUGCCGAAGUUAAUCUUCGUGCAGCAUUCGAUAAAGCUCGUCAGACUGCUCCGUGCAUACUCCUUAUCGACGAACUUGAUUAUGUGUUUGAAAACCAGACAAUGGAUCAUAUUACCAAUCAGUUGUUGACGGAGAUCGAUGGACUCACUCCUCAGUCACAAGUCAUUCUAAUUGCGACAACAAAUCGGCCUGAGUUGUUUCACCAAACAUUUCUUCGACCCGGUCGUUUGGAUGAGAAAGUGUUUGUUCCACUUCCUGAUCAAAAAGCUCGAGAAACUAUCAUCAAUAUCACAUUGAAAAGUUAUUCUGAAAUGACAGGUGCUGAUAUAAUAUCUAUAGCCCAAGCCUUACAAGGAGCUACAGGCGCUGAUGUUGUCGAAUUUUGUCAAAGAGCAUGUAAAAUAGCUAUUCGAGAAAUGGUUGAAAACGAGUCACAGAAGGAGCGAUUGAAUCCAGAUAUUCACUCAGAUGUUUGCAUCCGAAGAGAUCAUUUUGAACAAAUAUGGCGAACUCUGCCCCGUCUGUGUCUGUCCAAUGAUGAAUAUAAAAAAUACGAAGUUUUUACUCAAAAAUGGCAGCCAUUUGAGAGAUUCAAUUUCCUAUUUCCGAAAUCUGCUGACAAUCCUGAAGGUAAACAAGCAUCGAAAACUUACGCCGAUGAUGACGAUCUAUAUGGAUAA